Oncorhynchus mykiss (rainbow trout) is the source of this 4783-nucleotide messenger RNA. Lineage: Eukaryota; Metazoa; Chordata; Actinopteri; Salmoniformes; Salmonidae. The record is from RefSeq and is a predicted model, not a curated record.
ACGCGCACACACACACCCAUGCAUGUAACUGCCGUCAGUGUUAGCUUAGCAUAUAGCGCUGCCUCCCUGAACCUGCCUCUGACUGGGCUUUAACCAGGCUCCUCUACCACACCAACACACGUGACCGCCUGCUUGACAACAAAGACAUUGAGCCAUAGAAAAAGCAUCCUAUUCGAUAGCUCCACCGGUGACAUUUUGAGUGAGCUUACUUGUUCUUAACUCCGAUAUGCAUGCAUACACACACAGACGGUAUAGUCUUCAAGGGUAAAGACACUCAAGAAGCUAUUUCUGCUAGUUUGCAUUGUACCGCCUUCACAGUCAGAGAACCUGACUUGUGUAGCAUCUCUAUCCUUGGUGUUGGUAACUGAAUGUUGGAGAGAAUGGGAGGAACCCGUUUAAGGCCGGCUUGUUUAUCUCUCAGUAGUGUCAGUCAGCUCAUGCACUUAAUUCAGCUCUGCAGCAUUUACUCUAAUUUACCACACCAACAGCUAUUUUAUACCUCAGUCUGUUUCACAGCUCCGAGUUGUCAUGGUGAUUUUAUGUAACCUCUGAGGAACCUGCUGAGCUUAAUGCUAUAAACUGUUUUAUUCUAUGUAGCUUUAUCACACACACACACACACACACACACACACACUUAAACUGAAUCUUUCAUCAAGGAGCAGUGAACUCUGGGAAUAUGACUCUAUAGACCCCCUCUGCCCUGGUUCCCCCUGCUGUGACUGGUGGUCAGUUCCCUGCCCCUCUUAACCAAAUGACCCCUUUAAGUUUACACUCCGGGUUAAUCAACCCUGUAAAUGCAGGGGUAGUGUCUGACAAGCAGAACACUGACGGGGGAAAGGUGGGGUAGGGAGCUAACUUCUUUAUUUGACCAGUCACAGGACUGGUUAUUCUGCUGCCUUUAAGCUCACAGACAGUGACGUCUGAUUCACCCUAUGGGGCCGACCCGAACCGUACUGUGCUGCCCAGUACAGCUGGGCUUGGCUCGGCUCUAUAGUGUGAAACAGGCAUGCGUGAGCAGCCCUUUAGUACGGUGUCUUUAAUAGAGAUUGUCAUCCCCUCAAGUGUUCUUAUCUAGGUCAUGACAGCUUGAUCCAGUGGGGCUGCAAAGCACAGUGAUCAUGGCUGCUAAAAUUAGAAUCAACAACAGAUUAGAAUGGGUUGGAAUGGGGUUUAACGGUGUGGUACACUGAGGUAUAUCAAACUAGACUGAAUCUGUUAGAAAGGGGUUUAAUAGUGUGGUACACUGAGGUAUAUCAAACUAGACUAAAUCUGUUAGAAAGGGGUUUAACAGUGUGGUACACUGAGGUAUAUCAAACUAGACCGAAUCUGUUAGAAAGGGGUUUAACGGUGUGGUACACUGAGGUAUAUCAAACUAGACUAAAUCUGUUAGAAAGGGGUUUAACAGUGUGGUACACUGAGGUAUAUCAAACUAGACAGAAUCUGUUAGAAAGGGGUUUAACAGUGUGGUACACUGAGGUAUAUCAAACUAGACAGAAUCUGUUAGAAAGGGGUUUAACAGUGUGGUACACUGAGGUAUAUCAAACUAGACAGUCUGUUAGAAAGGGGUUUAACAGUGUGGUACACUGAGGUAUAUCAAACUAGACAGAAUCUGUUAGAAAGGGGUUUAACAGUGUGGUACACUGAGGUAUAUCAAACUAGACAGAAUCUGUUAGAAAGGGGUUUAACAGUGUGGUACACUGAGGUAUCUCAAACUAUACAGAAUCUGUUAGAAAGGGGUUUAACGGUGUGGUACACUGAGGUAUCUCAAACUAGACAGUCUGUUAGAAAGGGGUUUAACAGUGUGGUACACUGAGGUAUAUCAAACUAGACUAUUAGAAAGGGGUUUAAUGGUGUGGUACACUGAGGUAUAUCAAACUAGACAGAAUCUGUUAGAAAGGGGUUUAACAGUGUGGUACACUGAGGUAUAUCAAACUAGACAGAAUCUGUUAGAAAGGGGUUUAACAGUGUGGUACACUGAGGUAUCUCAAACUAGACUGAAUCUGUUAGAAAGGGGUUUAACAGUGUGGUACACUGAGGUAUAUCAAACUAUACAGAAUCUGUUAGAAAGGGGUUUAACAGUGGGGUACACUGAGGUAUCUCAAACUAGACUGAGUCUGUUAGAAAGGGGUUUAAUAGUGUGGUACACUGAGGUAUAUCAAACUAGACUAAAUCUGUUAGAAAGGGGUUUAAUAGUGUGGUACACUGAGGUAUAUCAAACUAGACAGAAUCUGUUAGAAAGGGGUUUAACAGUGUGGUACACUGAGGUAUAUCAAACUAGACUGAGUCUGUUAGAAAGGGGUUUAAUAGUGUGGUACACUGAGGUAUAUCAAACUAGACUGAGUCUGUUAGAAAGGGGUUUAAUGGUGUGGUACACUGAGGUAUCUCAAACGAGACUAAAUCUGUUAGAAAGGGGUUUAAUGGUGGGGUACACUGAGGUAUAUCAAACUAGACAGAAUCUGUUAGAAAGGGGUUUAACAGUGUGGUACACUGAGGUAUAUCAAACUAGACAGAAUCUGUUAGAAAGGGGUUUAACAGUGUGGUACACUGAGGUAUAUCAAACUAUACAGAAUCUGUUAGAAAGGGGUUUAACAGUGUGGUACACUGAGGUAUAUCAAACUAGACAGAAUCUGUUAGAAAGGGGUUUAACAGUGUGGUACACUGAGGUAUAUCAAACUAGACAGAAUCUGUUAGAAAGGGGUUUAACGGUGUGGUACACUGAGGUAUCUCAAACUAGACUAAAUCUGUUAGAAAGGGGUUUAACAGUGUGGUACACUGAGGUAUAUCAAACUAGACUAAAUCUGUUAGAAAGGGGUUUAACAGUGUGGUACACUGAGGUAUAUCAAACUAGACAGUCUGUUAGAAAGGGGUUUAACAGUGUGGUACACUGAGGUAUAUCAAACUAGACUGAGUCUGUUAGAAAGGGGUUUAACAGUGUGGUACACUGAGGUAUCUCAAACUAGACUAAAUCUGUUAGAAAGGGGUUUAACAGUGUGGUACACUGAGGUAUAUCAAACUAGACAGUCUGUUAGAAAGGGGUUUAACAGUGUGGUACACUGAGGUAUCUCAAACUAGACUAAAUCUGUUAGAAAGGGGUUUAACAGUGUGGUACACUGAGAUAUAUCAAACUAGACAGUCUGUUAGAAAGGGGUUUAAUGGUGGGGUACACUGAGGUAUAUCAAACUAGACAGAAUCUGUUAGAAAGGGGUUUAAUGGUGUGGUACACUGAGAUAUAUCAAACUAGACAGUCUGUUAGAAAGGGGUUUAAUGGUGGGGUACACUGAGGUAUAUCAAACUAGACAGAAUCUGUUAGAAAGGGGUUUAAUGGUGUGGUACACUGAGAUAUAUCAAACUAGACAGUCUGUUAGAAAGGGGUUUAAUGGUGUGGUACACUGAGGUAUAUCAAACUAGACUAUUAGAAAGGGGUUUAAUAGUGUGGUACACUGAGGUAUAUCAAACUAGACAGAAUCUGUUAGAAAGGGGUUUAACAGUGUGGUACACUGAGGUAUCUCAAACUAGACAGAAUCUGUUAGAAAGGGGUUUAACAGUGUGGUACACUGAGGUAUAUCAAACUAGACUAAAUCUGUUAGAAAGGGGUUUAACAGUGUGGUACACUGAGGUAUAUCAAACUAUACAGAAUCUGUUAGAAAGGGGUUUAACAGUGGGGUACACUGAGGUAUAUCAAACUAGACAGAAUCUGUUAGAAAGGGGUUUAACGGUGUGGUACACUGAGGUAUCUCAAACUAGACUAAAUCUGUUAGAAAGGGGUUUAACAGUGUGGUACACUGAGGUAUAUCAAACUAGACAUAAUCUGUUAGAAAGGGGUUUAACAGUGUGGUACACUGAGGUAUAUCAAACUAGACUGAGUCUGUUAGAAAGGGGUUUAACAGUGUGGUACACUGAGGUAUAUCAAACUAGACUGAAUCUGUUAGAAAGGGGUUUAACAGUGUGGUACACUGAGGUAUAUCAAACUAGACUGAGUCUGUUAGAAAGGGGUUUAACAGUGUGGUACACUGAGGUAUAUCAAACUAGACAGUCUGUUAGAAAGGGGUUUAACAGUGUGGUACACUGAGGUAUAUCAAACUAGACUGAAUCUGUUAGAAAGGGGUUUAACAGUGUGGUACACUGAGGUAUAUCAAACUAGCCUGAGUCUGUUAGAAAGGGGUUUAACAGUGUGGUACACUGAGGUAUAUCAAACUAGACUGAGUCUGUUAGAAAGGGGUUUAACAGUGUGGUACACUGAGGUAUAUCAAACUAGACUGAGUCUGUUAGAAAGGGGUUUAACAGUGUGGUACACUGAGGUAUAUCAAACUAGACUGAGGUGGAUAUGCAUGUUUGUAUUUGUGUCUGUUUGCUCCAAACCCUUGUACUAAUCCACUACUACACUAGCUUAUGGUGAACCAGUCUUGUCAUGCAUGGUAAAUGUGUUCCUUUGGCUCGUAUGUGUUGCACCUGUGUAGGUGGGCUGCUCCUGUCUUAUGUGCUGUUUUUGUCUAUCCAAAGUCAGAAGUUGCCCUAACCACUGAUACAGGAUCAGAUAGUAUUUCACCCCUUUAAUGGAUAAGGUUAUGAUGGGGACAGAGUAUCUGAUCCUAGAUCUGUGGUUAAGGACAUCUUCUACCUCAAUCAGUUUUGUGUCUGUGUUUGUUUGUGUACUGUGCAUGCCCUUUGACCCCAGAGGGGCGGGCCUGCUCAUCAUCUGACCAUGAUGCUAUAACACUAUUGGCUUACAGUGGUGCUGCUCUUCUUCUUUAAUACUGCUUGCCCCUCCUGGCGGACUACUGCU